Molecule: messenger RNA, 870 nt
Organism: Closterium sp. Yama58-4
Lineage: Eukaryota; Viridiplantae; Streptophyta; Zygnematophyceae; Desmidiales; Closteriaceae
Source: the annotation of a GenBank genome assembly
AUGCUGCUACCCAUGCCAUGCCCCAUCUCCCUCCCCAACUCCCUCCCCAUCAGCCCCCUCCCCCUGUCUCUGUGUGUCCCAUCGGCUCCCCUUCAGCUCUUACCACCCCUCAAACCGCAUGUGCUCCAAAGAUCCCUGCCACGCCUUCACCUUCCCCCUUUUUCCUCUCUCUCUCUCUUCCUCUCCCCUCCUCUUCCUUCCCCUCCACUCCCCUCCAUUACCCCUCUCGUCUCAACCCCCCUCUCCACCCACCAGGCGAUGGAGAUAGAGAACGGGGUGUUUCUGGGGCCGGUGGGCUGCCUCACCUUUCAGGGCCCCAUGGGCUUCACAGCUCGCCGCCUCGCCUUCACCUUCCACACACUCACCCUCAAGCUCGGCCCGCUGCCGCCCUUCCAGGUCAGCUGCCGCCCUUCCAGGUCAGCCUGCCGCCCUUCCAGGUCAGCUGCCGCCCUUCCAGGUCAGCCUGCGGCUCUUCCAGUGCGCAGCCUGGUGGCGCGGGCGCAGCACGCGCAGCGCAGCUCUGCUCCAUCAUGCCCCGCUCGCACCACCUCCGCAAAAGGCCUCGUGUUCCUGCUCUCCCCUCUCGGCAUGCACUCGCGCAACCUCCACUCGGACCCGGGGUGGAGCGGCCUUGCCAAUGCCCGCGCCACCAUUUUUGGAGACCUCUGCUCCUGCCGGCCAGCCAGCAGUGGCCCUCACGUCACCUCCCGCAGCCCAUCAUUCCCUCCUCUCCUCCAACCCACCCCCCAUCGGAGUGGGCGCGGGGCUUCUAUCUAUGCGAAGCGGCACCAGGACGGGGCAGCGCAGCAGCACACAUCUGCUCUCCUAGCUGCUCUCCGUGCGUUGAUGUGCAACACACACUACAAAUGA